AGCGGUUGCCAGGUAACGGGGUGUAAACGGAGGAUGGCACAGGAAGCAGCGGGAAGAGCCCGGCUCUAUAACCGGAUUUAUAUCAAUAAUAUUCACUCUUACUCCUCUAAACACAUCUCACAGUAUUUAAGCUCGUGUAGAUUUGGAGCAUCUCUUGUAGAUCCAGAAGUGGAUGAGCGGGAGGGAGUUCAAGAUGACCAAACAAAUGAAGCUAAAGCUAAAGAAGGAACUUUCCAGAUUGUUGGAACGACUUCAGGCAAAGCAGAGCAGAAAUGCAGUUUUGCUGCAGCAGAAUAUAAUAACCUAACACAGACAGAGCUUUUGCAUCACCUGAUGGAGUGUGAUGUCAUCAUUUACAAUAUAACUGAGCAUGCUGAUCAGAUAGCAGAGGCUUCUUGGGCGGUCUCAGCUCUUCAUAAAGAAAUAGAUGAGUUUACUGGCCCGAAGAUGUUCAUCCUGAUCUCCACAGUUAUGACCUGGGCUCUGAGUAAACCUGUGGAUCCAGAUGAUCCUGAGAUUCCCUUCACAGAGGAAGACUACCGGAGAAGGAAAGCCCAUCCCAACUUUAAAGACCACAUCGCUCUGGAGAAGCUGGUGGUUAAACUGGGGAAAACUAACCGCUCUCAGUUCUGUACGUACGUUGUUGCUGCUGGACUGCAGUACGGUCUGGAGGAGCAAGUCUUUCAUUUGUUUUUUAAGAAAGCCUGGCUGGGGGAGGCUGGGGGAGUGCCGGUGUUUGGAGACGGAUCCAAUAUAGUUCCCACUGUUCACGUCACAGAUCUGGCGAGGAUUGUCCAGAAUAUAAUUGACCGUAAACCAAACCCACAGUACUUUCUUGCUGUAGAUGAUUCAAAACAUACUAUGGAGGAAAUUGUGAGAGCAAUAGCAAAUAAUCUUGGCUCAGGAAAAACACAGACAGUUCCAAAAGAUGAUCUAUAUCUAACACAGGACCUGACUCAAGCAGAUAUUGAUUCCUUGUUUGUCAGCCUGCGAAUGGAAGCAGCUUUCCUGAAAGAGAAUUUUAAUAUGCGCUGGAUUUCUGAGACUGGCAUUGUUGAAAACAUUGAGCGGGUCACAGAGGAGUACAAGCUCUCCAGAGGGCUGCUGCCUGUCCGUAUCUGUCUCCUCGGACCUCCUGCUGUUGGGAAAAGCACUGUAGCUGAAAAGAUCUGCAAGCAUUACAAACUGCACCAUGUCCGACUCAAAGAGACCAUCGCUGAGACUCUCGCUAACCUCGAGGCGGGAAUAUAUCAGGAUGAGGGAGAAAACGAAGGCGCUGAAUCAUCAGGGGGAGCGCAGGAGUUUCUGGAGACCCUCAGAGAGAAUAUGGAGCAGAAUGGAGGUCUUUUAGAUGAUCAGUUUAUUAUCCAAAUCAUGAAGGACAAGCUGAAGUCCAAACCCUGCACAAAUCAAGGCUUUGUUUUGGACGGCUUUCCGAAGACAUAUGACCAGGCUAAAGAGCUGUUUUCCGCUGAAGAAGAUGAGUUGGAAGAUGCACGGUCAAAAAUCCCACCACACAACAAGAAGAUCAUACCAGAGUUUAUCUUUUCUCUGGACGCCACUGAUGCGUUUCUGAAGAAGCGAGUGUUAAACCUGCCGGAGAGCGUGGUGGAGGGCACGUCGUACUCUCAGGAGAAGUUCCUGCGUCGGCUGGCCAGCUUCAGAGAGAACAACUCAGAGGAUGAAACUGUUCUCAACUUCUUUGAUGAGCUGGAGAUUCCUCUGGAGCAUAUAGAGAUCACCAGUAGUGAUGACCUGGACUAUCUGCUGGUGAUGGAGAAGGUCAGUAAGUGCGUGGGUCAGCCCAGGAACUACGGGCCGAGCUCGGAGGAGGUGGAGCUGGAGGAGCGGAGGCAGGUGGAGAUCAGGAUCAGGGAGGAAGCUGCCCUGCAGGCUGAGAUGGAGCGGAAUGAGGCGGAGGAGGCGGCUCAGAGAACUCAGAAGUGGGAGGAAUGGAGCCGGCGUCUGGAGGAGAUACAGAGGCAGGAGGAUGAGCUGCUGGAGGCAGAGUCAGUUCCUUUGAGGCAGUACCUGAUGAGGGAUGUGAUGCCCACUCUUACUCAGGGCCUUAUCGAAUGCUGCAGGAUCCGGCCUGAAGACCCAGUGGACUUUCUGGCUGAAUAUCUCCUGAAAAACAAUCCGGAAGCGGAGUAAAGCGUCCGCCGGCACAUCUGCAUAAAGGACGAAUCUCAAUACUGUUUCCUAUUCCUUUGAGAUGUUUAUUAAAGUCUUACAGUGGGAUAUAAAAGACGCUCCGUCACGGGUUGAUAAUAGAUUUUAGUACCGCGAUCGCAUGCUGAUUAUAUUGCGCGGGAAACUGAUUGUGAAGUUUCUCAGUUCUGACCUUGUUGUUUGUGUACCUAUGCAUUUAAAAGCUUCGGGAGCAGAAUAAAAGCCAGCUGCUAAUUAAAAGUUCAUUAAUAUAAUGUAGUUGGGAGUGCUUUGUAACUGGAAAAGUAGACAUGUCACGACAUAAUUGUUUUGAUUUGCCCCGUGCUUUCAGAGGAUAAAUGUUACAAAUGGCAGAUAAUUAAAUAGCUCUAUCAUAUUUUCAUACACAACUCAGAGAGUGCACAUAAUUAAUUACACCGGUAAACAAAAUUAUUCCAUUUCUGCGACUACAGCAGCUCAUUCAGUUCAUUGUUUCCAGACAUGAUUAUUGAACAGGGCUGAAUGUAGUAACGACGGCUGAAGUAUCUUUAGAAAUCUCCUUCAUUAUCCAGACUCGGCUCUUUAAUGGGCUCAUUGUUUAUGACCCUAUACGCUUUCAUCAUCCGUCCCCGUGGAAAGUCGGCCUUCGCGUUUCUUCUGUAACUGGUUUUAAAAGAAGAAAAUAAAAACUAAAACAAACAAAAAAGAAAAAGUACAAAAAGUCCUCGUGAGAUUGUGUGAGAACGGGUGAAAAUGAAGUGAUGGAGAGAAGCUGAAGUGGAGCAAACCCACACCUUUAAAACUAGUCAAGUAGGGCUCUUCUUCCAGGAUCUAUAGCUAAACAAAAAGACCAUUCAGCCGCCCUUUCAGGCAGGGCUGGGCGUCGAGGUCGUUACGAGAAUGAAAGCUGGGGUCGAUGCCGUUUAUAAAGUUUCACCACACCUUUUCACACUAUUUCUAUUUACAGUACUGUGUGAUUUGUAUUCACAAUUCACGGCUGACAAUUACUGGCCUGUUUAUUGUCCUAAUAAACACCCUGUCAAACAAUAAGAGAAAAAUGCUUAAAUGUGUUUUUUUUUUUUUUUGGAUAUAAAAUCUCUACUACACACCAAUCAUUUCAAUGGAAAACAAAAGUAAGACACACUAACUUUUUGAACCCUAGGUGUUUUUUAUUUUUUUAAACUGUUAUAAGUAAGUUAAUAAUAGUUU
Astyanax mexicanus (Mexican tetra) is the source of this 3360-nucleotide messenger RNA. RefSeq names its product adenylate kinase 7b (gene ak7b). NCBI's taxonomy places the organism in Eukaryota, Metazoa, Chordata, Actinopteri, Characiformes, Acestrorhamphidae. The record is from RefSeq and is a predicted model, not a curated record. The transcript is spliced from 18 exons. Gene Ontology annotation, cellular component: cytoplasm. Gene Ontology annotation, biological process: nucleobase-containing compound metabolic process. Gene Ontology annotation, molecular function: AMP kinase activity; ATP binding. The coding region runs from base 34 to 2154 and encodes 706 amino acids.